GCUGAAAAAAACGGUUUGUUUUCAACGAGAGGAAGAAGCAUUGCUGUAUUACGCCGCCACCGCACCGAUUUUUAAGAACGGUUGCAAGAUUAAUUUUAUACCUGGUUGGUAUUCGGCCAGCAGCUUUCUCAGCUCGCCAUGGCUCUGUGCGGGGGUGUCGGAGCCAUGGCUUUGCCUAGCGAGCUUAUUGUCCACAUAUUUUCCUUUCUGUCCGACCGAGACAAGCUCCGGGCCUCGGCCGUGUGUUCACGAUGGAGGGAGUGUCUUUUCUACCCAGCGCUGUGGACCGAGCUCAAAUUGCGGAUAGGUGGUGGUUGUAACGGCGGCAGCUCCAACUCCGAGGAGACCCCGAGGCUGGAGUUCCUCAUGCGUAAAUUCGGUUCCUUCGUGCGGGAGCUUCAACUGGAACUCGCACCGGUGGAAGGCUGCCUUAGUCCUCUAAACAACGACCCGUCAUCCACCAGGAUGGACCAGCCCGAUAGCGACCCGCAGCUCUCCCAGCGAUGGAGAGACGCCAUGGCCACCUACUUGGACCAGGUGUUGUGUGUGUUCUCCAGCAUCCGCAACAACAGAAACCUGCGGAAGCUGAGUCUGUAUGGAGACACCGGUGUUCUCCAGCAGGAGGGACUAUUGGACAGCUCCCACCUGCACCAAAUUCACCAGGGGGAUAAAAAGAUCAAUGAAAUCCAGCAGUUGUUCAUGGAGUUGUUGUCUAACAGCAGGCAGCUGCAGUGGUUGUCUUGUAGUUUCAUGCUGGGUCUGGUGACUCCUUGCUCCUUGGCCUGCCUGUCAAAUCCUUCAGCCGAGACCCUGCAGCACCUCAGUUUACUGGACCACCAGCUGGGCCCCCUCAUCUCGCCAUCAGAGUUGGAUCGUUUAUCUAAUCUUCAUUCUCUGGCUCUGGAUUUCUCUGAUUUGACAUCUGAGCUUUGUGGUUUGCUGGCUUCUCCACGUCGAACUCCACUGCAUCGCAUCUCCCUGCUGCUCAAUGGCGCCGCCCUGGAGUUUAAACCAUUAGAAGGGACCGCUACAGACGACGAUUGGAAGGCACUGAUUCGUGUUAGUGCCAACCUGCGAGUGUACAUCAUGGCCCUGGAGGUCAACAGCUCAGAGCUCCUUGGGGUCCUUAAGCCUAGCCUUCCUCUCGAGCGGCUCCACCUCGACAGUUACAGCACACUUGUAACUGAGGCCACAUUGGAGCUCAUUUCCCAGCAGUACAACAGGACGCUGACUCACUUCCUGCUCCUGAGGGAUGACCCUGACUUCCCUGACCUCAGCAUCAAUCGGAACGAAGACCCAUUGGUCCUCUUGGCGUGGAGAUGUACUCAGCUGGCUGUACUGGUGAUACAUGGUUACACAGUUUGGGCCCAUAAUUUGGUGGCUAUCUCUCGGCUGCGUGGCUCCAACCUUCGCGUCCUGACAGUCUCUGAGGAGAGCAUCGACUUUGAUCCGGACCAGGCAGUGUGCAUGGAUGGUGACCCGGUCCAUAACCUGGUCAAGGAGGUUUCUCUGGGCCUCGCCCGUGUCUGGCACCCUUGCCUGGAUUCCAGCCUGGUUUUGUCCGAACCCACCCAUCACUUCCACCAUGAGCUGCACGCCUUCAGCAUGGGCAUGUAGGCAGGGAUGGCAAGUCCAACACAUCACAGCCUAAACUGUGUCAAGACCAGUCCAGACCAACAAAGUCCAAGUCAACUCAUACAUCUAAACCAGGCCAAAGCAGAUCUGAGUGAGAAAUCUAAACUGGAUCUUAAAACAAUCUAUGAAUAUCAUUUUUGUGAGCUGAUUGUUUUUAUUAUUUUUUUCUUUCACCGGAGUUUUAGCACACAAUCACGUCUUACCAUUUUCCAAAUUAUUUGCUGUUUUGCCUCCUGAUUAUCUAGUUAACCAGUGUCUUGGAAAAACGGAUAAAAUCUUUGAUGUUUUAAAUAGAUUUUCCAUUUAAGAAUAUCCCUUUAAAACUUGGAUAUUCUACUAUUAACUUGAUAUUCAUUUAGUUAGAAGUCAUACUGCUCCAACCACAGACAAGACAUGAGUCAUGACUAUUUUUUUAUUUGUCUGCCAAAAUGGGUCACUCAUACUCUGCUGCUUCGAAUACCCUCUUUUCUGGCAUGGCCCAGUCUGGUCUGGUCUUGAUCAAAAAGUCUUCAGAGCUUGAUGUCUCCCUUUCACCGUAAUAACCUCCAGAGCCUCUGUAUGAUGUAACUUUGAUUUCUUGGACUGUUCAUCUCUCCCUGCUCUGUGUAUAAUCUUGUUUUCCUGUGUGGUGGUCCCCUUGCCUGUAAAGGCUUUGUGUGUAUUUAAAUACAGAUAUAUUAUUAUUAUUAUUAUUAUUAUCCUGUUAACAGUGAGAACAGGACAGGCAGGCAGCGUUGAGUAAUGGGCCGGUGGGAUUAAGGGGGGAAAUGCUUUACUUGUGAACAUGUUUUUUUUGUUUUGUUUUUUUUAAACCUCCUGCUCUCACACGUCUGUGAUUUAGCUCAACUCUAGCAAAGGUUGGAGUUUGUAAACUAACCUAUCAAUCGCUUCCUGGGUAACACAACCGUAGCUCCUGCUUCUGAUGCUCUGAAAGAGCAUCUUGUCCACUUGUCCACUAGAUAGAGAGCCUUGGCAGCAGAGUGGGAAUCUCCAAUGUAAUGUGGCUGACUGUGGCAGGUGCUAAUAAGUUGUAAUGCUGUGUAGAGCAACAACCAUGUCAGUGCUAUGGCUCGGAUCAAUGGUUAUAUUAAGGCUUUUGAGCACCUUACUGAUGGUGUAACGGAGAAUAUUGUUUCCCACCCAGCUCACUUGUCAACUUUUCGGGAAGCCUUGCUAGCCUCGUUUUACGACGACCAAUCUAUAAAAUGCAGCCUGUCACAAUACAGCACCCCCUCCCUCGCUCCAUUCUAUUUUUAUCUGUAAUGAGGUGGUAGUAAAUGUUAGCAUAUUUUUCUAUAUUCAGGAAAUAGGAUAUAGCUGCUUUUGCUCUCAAUUAGAGGUCAAGACUUUCUGACAGGUAUCACUGGUUCCAGAGCCCUUUGGUAUUUAAAUGUAUUUGAGUCAAAGAAAAGAAGUAUUCAAGUCAAAGAAAGGAAUGGAGUAUGCGUCAUAAUUUGAAGGGCUCUGAGAUUACAAAACCUACAAAUAGUUCUGCAUUAUUCUGAAGAUGAUUUGGGUUGUCAUUCCAUAAUGAGAUUUUAUAUAUAUAUAUAUAUAUAUAUAUAUAUAUAUAUGUGAUUAAUCUUUGUGACUACCUCCAAAUUCUUGGUGUGGCCAUGCAAACAAAACCAGUAUUCUGUAGGCUCAUCUAUUCAGAGGUUUCAAAUAACAAACCCAUGUUUUGCUGCCAUGACAGCAAUGAAGAUUGUUGGUAGGAAGUAGUUUUCUCUCAAUAGCGGAUUUCAUGUUUUCAAGUGAAACAUUUCUCUAUAAAGAACAGGGAAAAGAAAAUGCACUGAAUGUAACUAAACUCCCAUUCGGUUGGCCACUUGGGAUUAUUGUUUUAUAUUGAAUGGCCUACUGUAUAGCUAUAUUUGCCUCAGAUAUUUGGCAUAUGCAUAUCUUGCCACAACAGUCACGGCUACUGAAUAAAUGCAUUUGGACAUGGGUUCCACUGAGAGCCAAGACUGGGUACAUUUUUGGAGAAGUGGCACCUACAACACAACAAAACCUUGGGCGUAUUUCUGUGAGUCUCAGGUAGGCUUUUAACAUCACUAUGACCAGGACAGCGGUGGUGAUAAUGUCGAGUACAGCAUGUAAAACAAUCAAUUGGUGUGAGAUAUUGUCGUCAAUUUUUGUUUGUUUUGUUUUUCCUCUUGAGGCACAGUUGCCUUGGAAACGGCCCCUUGUUUUCUGGAUACAGUUGUUGUUGUUAUUAAUAAUGUUUAUCUUGCCAUCUGAUAAACCCUCGCUCCACCUUGGUUGGGGGAUCAGUAAACCUAAUCAUACAUUUGUUUUUAAAGAUUAAGGUUGAUAGACUAAAGAAUGGCAAAACAAGUCUGCUCAUUGCACAUGUUUUCCAUCUCCAGUAGAUGUUGUUGGAGGACAGAGAGCGGCUGUGGAGUGAAGGAAAAUCCAUGCUGUCAAUGGACCUGUUGGGCCAAAACUUAUAAAUUAAAUAAUGUGAUUCAGGCUCUGUGGAAGUACAAGCAUGUCAAGGCUCAGGACACGUACCCAGCAUUGUUGACCAAAUAUAUUGUGCUCCACACAAAGCUAAUUGUGAGUAUGACCAGUGGAUAACUGGGCCAAGAAUGCUUACAUCUGAAGCUCCAGUGUUGUUGUGACUACCAAACGGUUAUUACUGACAGCUGUGGUAGACUGGUGUCUUAUUAAAGCAUUUCUUGAGCCGAGUUAAGUGUUGGGUUGGGCUUUAGAGCACCUGUAACAUGCAUAAGUAAAUGCUGCUAGCAAGACAUUGUUAGGAAAGUUACCCUUCCAAAUGGCUUCAGCUCGCUUGUUUUGCACACCAUGACGCUUUAGAGGUCGGUGCAAUAGCACUGCAGACUGUGAAGGUCCAUAUCAAGGUCUGUAGUUUACAAGAUUGACCUGCAAUUUUCCCAUGAACUUAUAUGGAUCCUGAGUUAUUCAGUGUGCCAGCACUUUGCUAGGUUCAGAGAGAAUUUGUGCCAGUGGUUCCUAAAUGUUUGCUCAUCGGUUAAGGUACCUUGAUGGUUAGGCCAUGGUAAUAUCUCUAGUCCUUGGUCCAUAUCUCAGGCUGUCUGUGGCUUUAUAGAGAGCUGCACACUCAAAACACUCCAGAGGGGAUAGCCAUACCAACAUAACACAUUCAGACCAAAAUAUGUUGGUUUUUAUCUUAUUUUCUUCCUCCCCUCCUCCUAAUUCUUCCUGUCAUCUCAUUUUUUUUUUAGAGCUCAACUUUGCUCUUUUAUGUGAGAGAUUUCAGCUGUUUAUAUUGUGUAUAGGCAUCACCUGAUAAGGAGGGGGAAAUCACGGCAAUCUUCUUGUAAUUGUAAUUUCAAACUAGAGGAUCACCUGAGUGGAGCUAAUAGAUUUUUACUAACAACUUAUUUUAAAAAGCUGAUUUUACAAACUCCACCCUCAUCCACCACAGGUGUUUCCUCCUCUGGUUCCUGUCUUCUCAGGUCCCCACACGCUAUGGGCCCCACAGUAGAUUUCUACUGUAGUCUUGACCGGACAAAUUAUUUUUGCCCGGGAUAAAAGGGGAUUGGCUGUGGGUUUUUUCUCAAGACCAUGGUCAGCUUGAGCGGGAUACAAAUUUCAUCUAACUAAAAUAUUCCCAUUUGGAUAAUUUAUAAAAAAGUCCUCUUCUAAUCAUAAAUUUCACUCCCAUGCCUCUUUGAAAAAAUCUUCCUGAAUGGAGGCUCCGUUAUCAAAAGUUCAUGUUUUGACAAUUUGCGAUUAUAGACAUAUUUCACAAUCUCAAAAGUGCAGAGAAAGAUGAGGGAUUAUAAAGACAAUAUGCGUGAGAGCAGAAAGGCACUUCAAAACAAUGACUUUUGGGGGGGGGGGGGGGGGGGGGGGAUUCUGUUAAGUUUUGUUUCUUCACUAAUAGACACUAAAUUGUUAGUGAAGACGGCGUGGAUCGAGCUCUGUUUUGUCCUUGUAAGGAGAGAAGAGGUGAGAGAAAGUUUUGCCAGUAAGCCAAUGCUGAUAGGCAAAUAACUUUACACUCAGUGACAAACAUGGUCACUGUACGUCAUAGCGUUUUAAAAACUACGAUGGAGCAGUGGAACCCCGACUUAUCCCUGAUCUCUUUGUAUCAUCGCUAAUAGCUAAAUAUUGAGCCAUCUUGUGCCUGAAAGCUUCUGGAGUCUUACUGCUUUUCAAACCUCUGCUCUCCCCAAGUUAUUCGCGUUGUUUGUUGUUGUUGCCGUGAUAGUUAGUUCACUCCUUAGGGAAGCCGCAUUAGAAGCUACAGGAGCUAGGGUUUCCGAAGAUGUUUCAGCACACAUGCUUUUUAUUUUCUCUUGGAGCGUGCCUGUAUGUUCUAAGCACGCUUUACAUGUAAGCUUUCAAAAGUGUACCCAAUAGUAGUGUGUAAAUAAGAUGGUUUGACUGUGUGUUUGAACAAGUCGUCACUAGUGCAGCCGUCAUGUUCUCUGCAUGCGUGUGUGUGUGUGUAUUGAGGGGGUGGGGGGGGCUUGCUCAUGUUCAGCAGUGUAGUUUUAUCACAUCUACUGCAGCAGGAAACCGCAACAGAAAAUUCUUUGUUCUCAGGGUACAAUCAGUUUUCAAAAAGCUGAGGAGGGAAAGUUACGUAGCUCAGGCCUCUAGCUCACUUAUAAGAGUAGUAGGAGUCACUGGAUCUGUUCUCCUCCCUUGUUGUGUUUUAAGCUGCCAAAGACCACAGUGGAACAAACUUAACCCAGACACAAGUCUAUCUGAAGUGCCCAUGUACACACACACUGGCAGGAGGCUGGUCCAGUAUUAUUUCCUACUCUACUAAUACCUUUCUCCUUCAACAAGUCUUCUUUUUCCAUUACUCUUAGUGGUUCCACUUCACUCGCACCCUGACUACUACCACGCUGUUGAAAUACUAUGGACCAUACUGUUCUGGACCAGGUCAAAUGUCAACAGUUUUGUCCUGUGGUUGGCGUGAAAAGAGACCAAAGCAGACCUGCACGCAAACAUUUGGCCAAUUUUGUGUUAGUGGCUGGACCCUAUGUUAAGAAAAUAUAGGAUUUCACACUAGCUGUGUAGAAAGUGUGUUAUGGAAGGUGCAGUUGGACAUUUAUAACCAGCAAAUGUUACUUAGUAAAAGUAAGAAGCGUUGUAGCACAGCUUGUACAAUGUGGCCAAAUUCCUAUCUGUGAAUGGCACUCAGGGUCUACACAAUGCAUGUUGCUGAGGCAUCAUAGAGCAAAGCAAGGCCUUUCUAGUCCAGCGCAGUAUCCUUCUGUAGUGUGACAAAGGCUGAAGCAGAGUGGUCUGGCCACCAUAUUGCUCCCCCUCUCUCUUUUUUUACCCCCAUCACCUGUUUCACUGUGAGGAGUGAGUGAAUGUAAAACUUAAGGCGAGGAAGGCGAGGAGUUUGGUUCAAUCUCAGAACACGUCAGGGACUAAACAUUCCCCCGGAUGCUUCCUGAAGCUACUUUCUGACAGAUUGUAGCCUCCCAGCUGGGACACAUGCCAGUGUGCCUGAUCUGAUAUGUUGCACGUCAAGCCUGUGGCCAAGGUCAAAUUUGAUGGGAAGUGUUUAGUCCCAGGCUUUUGGAGCUGUAAAGUUUAUUUGCUGCUAGAGAUCUGCUAGGAACAGGACAUUCCACAUGGGGGUCGCUCAGGCCAUCGGACUUGCAAACAGUUUGCUACAAGGCUAAUGUGUCCGCAAGAAAUAUAGACUUUAUUUAAAUGUCUUUCUUUUUUUUACUUUGUUGGUCUGUUUUUUUGAAGGGACACCAGAUUACCAGCUGGUCUGAGCACAGUGGAGGUGCGAUACCAUUUAGAAGUGGUUAUUUAAAGAACUGUGUUUCUAACAUGUGUUUCUGCAAUGGCAAGUUUUGCUUUCACUUGAUGCUUCAGCAUCCUGAGGGCAUUUUGCGGCCUUUUGUGUCCGGUACACAAAAGGUCACAAGUGUGAAAGCAAUUGACACUGACUGUGUGCUAAACAUAAAGACUAGUUUCUCUUUUUACAAAAUAAGUUGGUUUCACCUAUUGAAUCAAUCUGACAGAUUAAA
Molecule: messenger RNA, 7631 nt
Organism: Etheostoma cragini (Arkansas darter)
Lineage: Eukaryota; Metazoa; Chordata; Actinopteri; Perciformes; Percidae
Product: F-box only protein 33
Exons: 6
Coding region: 139-1617 (492 amino acids)
Biological process (GO): positive regulation of protein ubiquitination; SCF-dependent proteasomal ubiquitin-dependent protein catabolic process
Cellular component (GO): SCF ubiquitin ligase complex
Molecular function (GO): protein binding
Source: RefSeq, a predicted model, not a curated record